This is a messenger RNA of Bacillus rossius redtenbacheri, 2050 nucleotides long. RefSeq lists its product as uncharacterized. NCBI's taxonomy places the organism in Eukaryota, Metazoa, Arthropoda, Insecta, Phasmatodea, Bacillidae. The record is from RefSeq and is a predicted model, not a curated record. Gene Ontology annotation, molecular function: nucleic acid binding. The transcript is spliced from 5 exons. The coding region runs from base 122 to 1309 and encodes 395 amino acids.
CAUAUUGCAGUGUGUUUUAAUAUAUUACUGACCGUGAAAUAACGUACAGUUUGUGUUUCAGGAUUUUGUGUUAAUAUUGUGUAUUUUAACUUUGUUAUAUUAUUUAUUAUCUACUAUUGUAAUGAUGGAAUUUGUUAUCGUUUUGAUAUUUUGUGUGGUUCUUGUGAUUGCUGUAAUGGUAAUUGGUUCCGGGAUGGGGAAAGCUACUUCUUCGCAGCGUCAGAUGGACAUCAUUAACGUCGCUCAGAACUUAUAUGUUUUAAUUAGGAAAGGCGACUUGAAGAAAUGUGACGUUACGCAGACGACCGCGUUUCUUCUCAACAUCGCAAAGUCAACUGUUCUCAAGUACUACAAGAAAGACAUUGAAGAAGUUUCAACACCAGGAAAAAAGAGGAAAAAAAGGCCACAGGAAGGAAAGUCACUUGACACAGUCGACGAUUUCACAGUAAAUGCAAUCAGGAAUGCAAUUUACAGGAUGUACGCUGAAGGUUUGAAUGUUACAGUCGACACCAUUUUGAAAGAAAUCAGGGAAAGACAAAUAGAUUAUUAUGGUGGAAGAUCAAGUCUUCAUAAAUUGUUAAAGAAGAUGGGAUUUUCAUGGACAACUGUUGAUGGACGAAAAGUUUUGAUAGAGAAUGAAAACAUAGUAUUGCAGCGAAUAGAUUACUUGAGAAAGUAUAAAGAAGAAAAAGAAAGAGGUGCCAAUUUCAUAUUUGUUGAUGAAACAUGGAUUUUCCAGAGAGGCAAGGCAUUAAUUUAUUUGAAAAUUUGUUCUGUGGUCCAAUACAAAGUAUUUCAUUUCCAUUUCAUAUAUUUUUCAGGAACUGUAUCAAAGUCAUGGCAGGACAAGAGUCUACAAUCUGCGAAGAGACGUACUGUUGGAGAUGGUAAAAGGUUUAUUGUUGGUAAUGCUGGAGGGCGCACUGGCUUUGUGCCAGGAGCAGGAUUACUUUUUGUUUCAGGUCAGAAGACUGCAGACUACCAUGGCGAGAUGAAUGGGGAAACUUUCUUGAUGUGUUUUGAAGACAUGUUGGUGCAUCUUGAGGAACCCAGUGUCAUCAUAAUGGACAAUGCUUCAUAUCACAGCACCCAGGUUGAGAAAACACCUACAACGAACUGGACCAAAGAUGCACUGAUCGCGUGGCUGGAGAAGAAUGAGAUAAAACAUGAAAAUAAUUUGUUGAAAGUGGAGCUGCUGAGAAUAGCUAAACAAAACAAGCCCCGAAUACGGUAUAUUAUUUCGUUUUUUUUACAGCAUUUCUUUAAAAGUGAGAUAGUUGCAAAAAAUUACGUAUACGCCUUGUUCUAACACACUUUUCAGAUAUGAGGUAGACGAGUUGGCUCGUAACUAUGGCCACGAAAUUCUACGACUCCCACCCUAUCACUGCCACUAUAAUGCAAUCGAACUAGUUUGGGCUCAAUGUAAACACCAAUACAAUAGUAACGUGGGGCGGGCCAAGAGAUUUGACAAUGAUGCAGUUGCAGCCAUCUGGAAAGAGGCUCUUGAUGCUUCCACACCAGAGAGAUGGGCGAGGUGUGUGGAUCACGUGGAGAAGCUAAUUCAAGCAGACUGGGAGAGAGAAGUCCACAUAGACAGCGGCACCAUUCCUCCACUGUUCAUCCACCUCGGCGAGGAUAGUUCAAGUGAAGACAGUGACAGCGAAGAAUUUGAGGUUACGACACAGCAAGUAGAUGGAGACAGUGAAGUACUGGCAGUUCCUCUUGAUAAUUUACCCGGGUGUUCUUAUUGAGGUCUGUAUGUAAUAAACACCUGGGCAACUGUAAGUAUUGGGGUUUGAAACAUUUUUUUUUCUUUUAUGCAUUCCCAUUAAGUAUGUUGAUUACUGGAACUUUAUGUAUUAACUUUAUAUUACACAUAUUAUGAAAUUAAUAAUAAAUUUCAUUUCUGGAUUCGUAUAGGUGUAUGUGAAACAUUUUAUUUUGUUGUGUGUCUUCAUUUUUCAGUGAACUUACUUGGAAAACAAAAAGCCAGUCCCCAUCCAGGGCCACAAAUAAAUAAUGCAUAUAAGUGGUAUAGAAAUUACUGUCA